Molecule: messenger RNA, 1694 nt
Organism: Neogale vison (American mink)
Lineage: Eukaryota; Metazoa; Chordata; Mammalia; Carnivora; Mustelidae
Gene: GP5
Product: glycoprotein V platelet
Cellular component (GO): extracellular matrix
Molecular function (GO): protein binding
Source: RefSeq, a predicted model, not a curated record
AUGUUGGAUCUGAACAUAGAGAAGACGUCCCGCCGUCGCCUUUGCAGACAUGCUGAGGAGCGCCUGCUGUGCGCGGCGCUGGGACCCCCGCGCGCCCAGCCGUUCCCCUGCCCCCACCCUGCCUGCAAGUGAGUGUUGCGGGACACCGUGCAGUGCUCCGGGGACCCCGUGGCCCGCCCCGCCUAGCUUGGCCUGCCCGCCAACCUCACGCAUAUCCUGCUCUUCCGAAUGGGCCCUGGCACCUUUUGGAACGACAGCUUUGGCAGCAUGACGGUCCUGCAGCGCGUGAUGCUGACCGACAGCCCCAUGGCCUCCACCGCCCCUGGCGCCUUCUACGACCUGAUCAAACUUAAAACCCUGCGGCUGUUGCGCAACGGGAUCACGCACCUGCCGGCCGCGCUGGUGGGCAAGGUGCUGCUGCUGGAGCAGCUGUUUCUGGACCGCAACGAGCUGAAGGACAUCGAUCAGAACAUGUUUGGAAAACUGGUUCACCUGCCGGAGCUCUUCCUGAACCCAAACCAGCUCGCUGUCCUUCCCGCUCGCCUGCUCAGCCGUCUGGGGAACCUGAGACUGCGGGACGUGUCGGCAAACAAUCCGCCCCACCUGCCCCGGGGACUGCUCGAGGCGCAGGCCAGGCGGGAGAAGCUCGCGCUCCACUCGAACCGGCUCGAGGCUCUGGGAACCGGGCUGCUGAGCCCCCUGCGCGCCCCGAAGGAGCUGCCGCUGCACGGGAAUCACCUCCGCUCCAUCGCCCCCGGAGCCCUCGACACGCUCUGGAGCCUCAGCUACCUGACGCUUUCCAGAAACCGCCUGGAGUUUCUGCCCCCCACCCCCAAGCCCCCGUCCACCGCGCUCUUUCAUUCGGGAGAUUUGCCCUUCCUGACCCUGUUCGAACCGCUGGCAGAGGUGCCGGAGGUGCUCUUCAGGGAGCUGGCCGGCUUGCGGGAGCUGUGGCUGAACAGCACGCGGCUGCGCACCCUGCCCGCCGCCGCCCUGCGCCCCCUGAGCGGCCUGCGCGCCUUCGGGGUGACGGUGAGCCCGCGCCUCCGCGCGCUGCCGGAGGACGCCCUCCGGAGGCUGGCGGCGCCGCGGGAGCUCGCGCUGCACUCCAACCGCCUGGCCGCGCUCCCCAGCGCCCUGCUGCGCGGCCUCGACCCGCUGCGCCGCGAGUCGCUGCGCCGCCACCGGCUGCGGGCUCGGCCCCGCGCGCUCUUCCACCACCCCCGCGGCCUGGAGCGGGUCGAGCUCCAGCACAGCCAGCUGGAGACCCUGCCCGUUGACGCGUGCGGAUUGCCCCGGCUGGCGGAAGUCGGGCUCGGCCACCAUCCCUGGCGCGGCGACUGCAGCCUGCCUCCGCUGUGCCGCGGCCCCGGACCUCGCCCCAGCCUGCCGCUCUGGGAGCAAGGACCCGGAGUACCCGCACCCCCGCGGCCCGCCUCCCUGCCCUGCCCCAGCCGCCACCCGGCCGGCCUUGGCGCCCGCCAAGACCACAGCCUGUUCUGGGGGCUUUAUUUUCUGCUUUUAGCUACCCAGGCCGUCAUAACGGGGAUCAUCGUGUUUGCUGUGGUUAAACUCGGCCGGCUCUUUCGAAGAUUAAUCAGAGAGAGAGGGAGGGAGCUCUUGUUCGAGGCAAAGGGGAAACCUUGCACCUAAUUAAAACGGGGCCAGAGUGUUGGCAGAGGUGGCUCUGGGGG